Messenger RNA from Pogoniulus pusillus (Red-fronted tinkerbird), 6241 nucleotides. It is a transcript of the gene ABCC9, whose product is annotated as ATP binding cassette subfamily C member 9. NCBI's taxonomy places the organism in Eukaryota, Metazoa, Chordata, Aves, Piciformes, Lybiidae. Gene Ontology annotation, molecular function: sulfonylurea receptor activity; ATP hydrolysis activity; ATP binding. The transcript is spliced from 39 exons. Gene Ontology annotation, biological process: transmembrane transport; potassium ion transport. Bases 99 to 4778 code for a protein of 1559 amino acids. The record is from RefSeq and is a predicted model, not a curated record. Gene Ontology annotation, cellular component: membrane.
CCUGCCAUCGGGAUGAUAUUGAUCACAUAGCACAACCGAGUGACAGUUUGGGUUGGUAUUUUGGGUUUGUGUUUACAAAGCCAAACCUCCUGGAAGCCAUGAGGCUCGCCUUCUGUGGUAACGACAACGCUUCAGCCUAUAACAUCAGUGCUGGUGUUCUAAGGAAUGUCUGCUUUGUGGAUGCUCUCAACUUGGUCCCUCAUGUCUUCUUGCUGUUCAUCACCUUCCCAAUUUUGUUCAUUGGCUGGGGAAGCCAAAGUUCCAAAGUUCAGAUUCACCACAAUACCUGGCUGCACUUCCCUGGACACAACCUGCGGUGGAUCCUGACAUUCACCCUCCUGUUCGUACACGUGUGUGAAAUAGCAGAGGGCAUAGUUUCUGAUACGCAAAUGAAAUCUCGACAUCUACAUCUCUUUCUGCCAGCUAUCAUGGGAUUUGUGGCUGCCACGGUGUCGAUCGUCUACUACCACAAUAUUGAAACCUCAAACUUUCCAAAGUUACUGCUGGCUCUCUUUCUUUACUGGAUAAUGGCCUUUGUCACCAAAACUAUCAAGCUAGUCAGAUACUGCCAGGACGGUGUGUCCUUUUCUCAGCUGCGCUUCUGCAUCACUGGAAUUAUGGUGAUUCUCUAUGGGCUGCUGAUGGCUGUGGAGAUCAAUGUCAUUCGAGUCAGGAGAUAUGUAUUCUUCAUGAACCCUCAGAAAGUAAAGCCACCAGAGGAUCUACAGGACUUGGGGGUGAGGUUUCUGCAGCCAUUUGUCAAUUUGCUCUCAAAGGCAACUUACUGGUGGAUGAAUACUCUUAUUAUAUCUGCUCACAAGAAGCCUGUGGACCUGAAGGCCAUUGGGAAGCUUCCAAUUGCAAUGAGAGCACUGACAAAUUAUGUUUGUCUCAAAGAAGCCUAUGAAGAACAAAAGAAAAAGGUAGCAGAGCAGCCCAACCGGAGCCCCUCCAUAUGGCUGGCCAUGUACAGUGCUUUUGGCCGCCCGAUUCUUCUCAGCAGCACCUUCCGUUACUUGGCUGACUUGCUGGGCUUUGCGGGGCCAUUGUGCAUCUCUGGCAUUGUCCAAGGCUUCCAGAACACAACCAACAACACAAAUACAACAGAAAAGGAUCCAUCAAAUUCCUACCUCUCCUCAGAGGAAUUCCUCAGGAAUGUUUAUGUUUUGGCAGUUCUUCUCUUCCUGGCACUUAUCUUGCAGAGGACAUUCCUACAGGCAUCCUACUAUGUGACUACAGAAACUGGUAUCAAUCUGCGAGGUGCUUUACUGGCAAUGAUAUAUAAUAAGAUCCUGAGGCUUUCUACAUCCAACUUGUCAAUGGGAGAGAUGACCUUGGGACAAAUCAAUAACCUGGUUGCCAUAGAAACUAAUCAAUUAAUGUGGUUCUUGUUCCUGUGCCCUAAUCUGUGGGCAAUGCCUGUUCAGAUAAUAAUGGGUGUGAUCCUACUCUACAAUUUACUGGGAGUGAGUGCCCUGGUUGGUGCUGCUGUCAUUGUCCUGUUAGCUCCCAUACAGUACUUCAUAGCUACAAAGCUGGCUGAGGCUCAGAAGAGCACUCUUGACUACUCUACUGAGAGAUUAAAGAAAACCAAUGAGAUACUAAAAGGCAUCAAGUUAUUAAAGCUGUAUGCCUGGGAGCACAUAUUUUGUACUAGCGUGGAAGAAACAAGAAUGAAGGAGCUCACCAGCCUCAAAACCUUUGCACUUCAUACCUCUCUUUCCAUUUUCAUGAAUGCAGCCAUACCAAUAGCAGCUGUUCUUGCAACCUUCGUGACUUAUGCAUACACCAAUGAGAAGCCACUGCAGCCCGCCCAGGCCUUUGCCUCGCUGUCCCUGUUUCACAUCCUGGUCACCCCACUCUUCCUGCUCUCCACUGUGGUCCGUUUUGCAGUCAAGGCUAUCAUAAGUGUACAGAAGCUGAAUGAGUUUCUCCUAAGUGAUGAGAUUGGAGAUGACAGCUGGAGAGGUGGGGACAGCUCUGUAGCUUAUGAAUCCUGUAAGAAGCACACAGGACUUCACACCAAAGCCAUCAACAGGAGGCAGCCCUUGAGGUAUCAGCUUGAAAGCUACGAGCAGCCAACCAGGAAGCAAACACGUCCUGUGGACAUUGAUGAUGUUGCAAUCAAGGUGACCAAUGGAUAUUUUUCAUGGGGAAGUGGUUUAGCAACAUUGUCCAACAUAAACAUCAGAAUCCCAACAGGUCAGAUGACAAUGAUCGUGGGCCAAGUUGGCUGUGGCAAGUCAUCACUUCUCCUUGCUAUACUGGGAGAGAUGCAGACCCUGGAAGGAAAAGUUCACUGGAGCAACGUAAAUGAAACUGAACCUGCUUUUGAAGCACCCAGAAGUAGAAACAGAUACUCCGUGGCUUACGCAGCUCAGAAGCCCUGGCUGCUGAAUGCAACUGUGGAGGAGAACAUUAUCUUUGGGAGCCCAUUCAAUAAACAGAGGUACAAAGCUGUUACAGAUGCCUGCUCUCUGCAGCCUGACAUUGACUUAUUACCUUUUGGUGAUCAGACAGAAAUUGGAGAAAGGGGGAUUAAUUUAAGUGGCGGCCAACGACAACGAAUCUGUGUAGCUCGAGCACUCUAUCAGAACACCAACAUUGUCUUCUUGGAUGACCCAUUCUCUGCACUGGACAUCCAUUUGAGUGAUCAUCUAAUGCAGGAAGGCAUCCUGAAGUUCUUGCAGGAAGACAAGAGGACUCUUGUUCUGGUGACACAUAAAUUACAGUAUUUGCCACAUGCUGACUGGAUCAUAGCAAUGAAGGAUGGAAUGGUACUUAGAGAAGGGACACUAAAGGAUAUCCAGAACAAGGACAUUGAGCUAUAUGAACACUGGAAAACUUUGAUGAAUCGCCAAGAUCAAGAACUGGAAAAGGAUAUGGAAGCUGACCAGACUACUCUUGAGAGAAAAACCCUAAGGAGGGCCAUGUACCCCAGAGAAUCUAAAGCACAACUGGAAGACGAAGAUGAAGAGGAAGAAGAAGAAGAGGAGGAAGAUGAUAAUAUGUCAACUGUCUUGAGGCUCAGGACAAAGAUGCCGUGGAAAACCUGCUGGAGAUAUUUAACAUCUGGAGGAUUUUUCUUGCUCUUUCUGAUGAUUUUCUCAAAGCUGCUGAAGCAUUCAGUCAUAGUGGCCAUAGAUUACUGGCUGGCUACAUGGACAUCCAAGGACAAUGCAAAUGAAGGCAGGAAUGGUGAUGAUGUUAAGAACACAAAUAAGACUUAUCACGUAGCUGUCUUCAGCAUCCUCUCUGGAGCAGGAAUUGUCCUUUGUCUCAUCACAUCUCUGACUGUGGAGUGGAUGGGCCUCACAGCAGCCAAGAACCUACACCAUAACCUCCUCAACAAGAUUAUCCUUGGACCAAUCAGGUUCUUCGAUAUGACUCCAUUGGGGCUAAUUCUAAAUCGCUUCUCUGCUGACACAAAUAUCAUCGACCAGCACAUUCCUCCUACCCUGGAGUCUCUCACCCGUUCCACCUUACUCUGCCUGUCAGCCAUUGGAAUGAUCUCCUAUGCCACUCCAUGGUUCCUUGUUGCCCUCGUGCCUCUUGGGAUAGCAUUUUAUUUCAUCCAGAAAUACUUCAGAGUUGCUUCCAAGGACCUGCAGGAACUUGACGACAGCACUCAGCUACCUUUACUCUGCCACUUCUCUGAGACAGCUGAAGGUCUUACCACCAUUAGAGCAUUUGGGCACGAAGCCAGAUUUAAACAACGCAUGCUGGAACUGACGGACACGAACAACAUUGCCUACUUGUUUCUGUCGGCUGCCAACAGAUGGCUGGAGGUCAGGACGGACUACCUCGGUGCUUGUAUAGUUCUGACUGCAGCUGUCACUUCCAUCACUGAAGGGCCUAACUCAGGCUUUGUGGGGCUGGGUCUCCUGUAUGCCCUGACAAUCACCAACUAUUUGAACUGGGUGGUGAGGAACCUGGCUGAUCUGGAAGUGCAGAUGGGUGCAGUAAAAAAAGUACACAGCUUGCUGAACAUGGAAUCAGAGAACUAUGAUGGCUACUUGGAUCCUUCUCAAGUCCCCAAGGACUGGCCUCAGGAGGGGGAAAUAAAGAUUGAGAACUUGUGUGUUCGCUAUGAGAACAACUUGAAGCCUGUUCUGAAGCAUGUCAAGGCAUAUAUCAAACCAGGACAAAAGGUUGGGAUCUGUGGUCGUACUGGCAGUGGAAAGUCAUCCCUGUCUUUGGCAUUCUUCAGGAUGGUGGACAUAUUUGAUGGAAGGAUAGUGAUUGAUGGAAUAGACAUCAGCAAACUGCCUCUUCAUACCCUGCGCUCUCGACUCUCCAUUAUUCUCCAGGAUCCAAUAUUGUUCAGUGGCUCCAUCCGCUUUAACUUGGAUCCAGAGUGCAAGUGCACUGAUGAUAGACUUUGGGAAGCUUUGGAGAUUGCUCAGUUGAAGAACAUGGUCAAAUCAUUGCCAGGAGGCCUUGAUGCAAUGGUCACAGAAGGAGGAGAGAACUUCAGCGUAGGGCAAAGGCAGCUCUUCUGUCUGGCCCGAGCCUUUGUCCGCAAAAGCAGCAUUCUCAUCAUGGAUGAAGCUACAGCAUCCAUUGACAUGGCCACAGAAAACAUUCUGCAGAAGGUUGUGAUGACUGCCUUUGCAGACCGCACAGUUGUGACAAUAGCACAUCGGGUUCACACCAUCCUAACUGCAGACCUGGUCAUCGUCAUGAAGAGAGGCAACAUUUUAGAGUAUGAUACACCUGAGAACCUGCUGUCUCAAGAAGAUGGCAUCUUCGCUUCCUUUGUCCGGGCUGACAUGUGAAGGCUUGCAUGAUGCACUUCAACAGCUGCUUUUUUAAAUGUAUGAGAAGCAAGUAUUUUCUAUUCAUUGUAACAUGAUUUGUAUCUUUUUGGGGUUGUUUGGUUUUUGUUUUCUUUAGAGAUACUUCCUUGACACUUCUAUCUCCCCAAAUAAUAAAACCUAUUGCAACACGUGGAUGCCUCAAAGCAAUAAAAAAAAAGUCACCUUGGUCAAAAGCUCUUCAACUUCACACACGUGCAUAUGGAAACAAGGAGGCAGAAGUGUUUAUUUCCUGGGAAUGUGGCAUUUCCCUUUGACUUCUUAGUGACUUUGUUUUCUUUUAUAGAAAGCAAAAGAAUGCACUGCUCUUAUAAACUGUGCGUUACGCUGAAACCAGCAACCACAUCGUCAAGCUUGUCAAGGAAAUCAGAUCCCCAAAGGGGAAAAAAAACAUAUUCCAAGCCCAUAACACUUGGGGCAAUUUGCUACAUUCCAAAGACAUAAACUUCACUCUUCAUAUUGCAGUGGAGCAGUGAAUGGGGGAAAGGAAUUUUUGCAGAAAUAAGGAAUUUCUUCCUGUCCUUCCCUUGAGUUCUCACACUACGGUUGUCACAGCACUGUUCUUUAGUGCAGUGAUGGCUCAACCCUGCAGUCAGUUCCUAAAUCCCUAGUUGUUCUGCAGACUUUCUCCAAUCACAGAUGCAAACCACCCAGUAAUAGUGCAUGCUUUUACAGGCUUAUAGGCAAAUUUUGUACAAUGCUUUAAGACUUUCUAUAACAGUCAAUUGAAAUUUAUAGCCUUGAUAUUAGCCAAGCUUUUAAACACAGCCACUAAAAUAUUCUAAUUAAAAUAACAUGUAAUUGGCCAGCCACUAAUUGUUUUGCAUAUAUAACAUUCAGUGAUUCUGUGAUCUUUAGUCUUUCACAUUAUUUUGUAUCCUGGGACAGACUUGGUUUUUUGGUUUCUUUUUCCUUUCUAUUUCUUGCACAUCACUGAAUCAGAUCCAGUCCAAGAAUGUAUCAUUUUAAAGUGAUUACUACAUAUUCAAGAAUCCAGGUGAAUUUAGAUGCUUAUUUACAUCAUUCAGCUUCAAAAAAGGUUGCCUGCACUAAUGCAUAUGGUUAGAUUCUGAACCAUGACAACUGCACAGGGGACAGUAAACCUCCAGAAGGAGUUUCACAGGCAUUCAAAGGCACAGGUUGAGACCUCCCUGAUGUCUCAGUGUAUUUAGACAUGCACUCAAUGUGAUUCUUGCAUAUUAUUUUUAUAACAUUUAGGAAAAACUCAAGGUGAGCUGAAGCCUAUUUCUGGUGUAAUUAAAAGAACACAAGAAAGUAUAGAUAGCAAAAGAGAAAAACAUGAAUUUUGGAGAAGCUGUAGGACUAAAAUUUGGUCUGGUAGUGUGAAACUGAUUUAGUCACUUGUCUUUUUGUUUGGUUGGGUCUCUUCCCAUCUGAAAUAUUGGAAAUAAAAGCUAUAUGAU